This is a messenger RNA of Corythoichthys intestinalis (scribbled pipefish), 2390 nucleotides long. RefSeq names its product selenoprotein T, 2 (gene selenot2). The record is from RefSeq and is a predicted model, not a curated record. Gene Ontology annotation, cellular component: endoplasmic reticulum membrane. Gene Ontology annotation, biological process: cell redox homeostasis. The transcript is spliced from 6 exons. Lineage: Eukaryota; Metazoa; Chordata; Actinopteri; Syngnathiformes; Syngnathidae. Gene Ontology annotation, molecular function: thioredoxin-disulfide reductase (NADPH) activity.
CCACCUUGGCGAGGAUACGCGUCUGGUACACGGCGAGAGGCAGCGUGACGAGCGUCCUGACACCCAGGGUGGCCGCGCCGAUGGCCAGCCACCAGGGGACCGCGCCGCUCUGCUGGAUCUCCACCAGGAAGUCUUCGGCCAGGCGCACGGGAGCCGAGUGCGCCGCCUGCUGGUACCAUCCGGGAUCGCCGCCCCCAGAAGACGAGCGGUGGCAGACGGCGGAAGCAAAGGGAGGCCUCCCGAGCGAGGCGGCGAACGGACGGCGCAGGACGCGGGCCGCCCCGAGGGCCAGCAUGUCGACGGCGCUCCUGCCAAAUUUGAAAUAUAGUCGAUUAAUCGAUGAACUAGUUAGUUUGAGCAAUCACAUAAGGAACAUAAAAAAUUAAAAUACCUGAGCUGAGCCUCAAACAGUAUAAAAAAUAAAUGAGGAUCUAAGUACAACAAAAGAACAAUUGGGUAACUUAUAGCAAAAGUCUGCUAGCUUAAAUGCUAUAAAAAAUUUUUUUACAAUACUCUUUACAAAUGGUUAACAGAUAUUCCCACAAAAAUGGCUGAAUCUACCUAUAAACUAAAUUAUGGAUGCAUUAAAAACCUCAAAAACUUUCUUUAUGUUGGUCUUAACAAGGAGCAGCUUGAUGCAGCCACGUGAAAUGAGUUGUCAUAUUUACUGUUGCCACUAGAGGACAGUAGCAACCCAAAUCAAAACUACAUACAAACACAAACCAUUACAACGCCACUAAUUAAACGAAUACUCUAAGGAGCAAAAUUUAAUUCGAAUCUUUAAUUGCAGCACUAAUUGUCUUUCCCCCAGGUUUUGAAGGAAUUUUAAUAAUUUAAGAACGUCUUUCCAUAGGUUGAGCGAUGUAAGUCAUAUUAUCGGGUGGUCAAUGUAAAAAGCAACUCAGGUUGUCAGCAAAUGUGCGCAUUACAAAAUUACAAACGGCAAAUAAAUGUCACAUUCUUUUAAGUCUAAAGCUAACAAUAAAAUUGUGAUAUUUCCGUUCACCUGCUGGCGGCUUUUUAGCGGCGUUUUCACCUUUCGGUUGUCGGCGGACAGUAGCAGCGAGCAGGUGUUGUCGCGCCGUUGAUGACGUCGUGCUGUCUUUUGACGAUUAGAUGUGACGUGAUUAGGACGGGACACCCCUCUUGAGAGGGUUGGUACGCUCCGUCAGCCGCGGGAAUUCGGACAUGGAAGAUAAAGGCUUUCGUGAGCAACACACGAAUCCUGUGCCUUCCGUUCUGCACAUCUAACAACGCGACGCGCGUACCAAAUGUUUUUAUUUUAAUGUAUAUUUGAUUUUUGUGUAAUAAAUUAUUUUAAAUGUGGCGUGUUACACACUUCCGUCCGUUAGAUGGCAGUCAUGUAUCUUAAUAUGGGUUUGCUAAGCGCCAAAUAAACAACACAAGCAAAAGAAGCUAGCCGAGAGAGCAGCCAAGAUGGCGGAGUACGGCCAGACUGGACUGUUGACUGCUCUACUUCUCUUCACGGCGCUGACGCUUCGCGACGUCUACGUGGGCAGGUCGAGCCCGCGUCAGGCCGACGUCUUGACAGAGCCCGCCGCCCCCGGCACCGAAAGCGGGAGGGCGGCCGAGCCUUCCCCGUACAGCAGCCCCGUCCUCAGGUUCCAGUACUGCAUCUCCUGAGGUUACGCCAAAGUCUUCCAAGAGUACUCCAGGGCCAUCGGACAGCUGUACCCCGACAUGCGCAUCGAGGGACAAAACUACCCCCCGACACCCUUCAACAAGGUGUUGGGCAGCGCGGCGUGGUUGCUGAAGCUGGUCUCCAUUUUGUUGAUCGUCAGCGGUCAGAACUUGUUCGCGUCGCUCGGCGUCGACACGCCCAGACUCUGGACGUGGAGCCAGGAGAACAAGAUCUUCUCCUGCUUGAUGGCAUUCUUCCUCUGCAACAUGAUGGAGACCCACUUCCUGUCCACCGGAGCCUUCGAAGUCACUCUGGACGAUGUUGUCAUCUGGUCCAAGCUUCAGUCCGGUUAUGUGCCCAACAUUCAGGAGAUGUUGCACAUUCUCCACCAACAUCUCAACAACAACAGCCAUCGUGUGGACUCUUCGAGCUUCUCCUAGCUUUAGGAUUCAACACAAGGAAGGGACGAGUGAUCGCCGGCGUCCAUGAAGGUCGGGUCUGUAAGCAAACUCUGCAGGACCCAGCCAGAAGUUUCCUGCCGCCAAUCAAGCGUCCCUCCGACUCUGCUGCCGUGAUGGUGUGACCGAUCGAUUAUGCAGUUUUGAUGGAUUGAGUUUGAAUGGUGAACCUGAUGCUAACUAGUAUCUAUGGCAAGCUGUUCACUCUUUCAAAGCCAUUGACAAUGAUAGACGUCCAAUCAUGUGCUUAUCAUCCUCCUGCAGUCAAUUAAAAUGAGUUUGUCACUAGG